Molecule: messenger RNA, 6761 nt
Organism: Polyodon spathula (Mississippi paddlefish)
Lineage: Eukaryota; Metazoa; Chordata; Actinopteri; Acipenseriformes; Polyodontidae
Gene: mroh1
Product: maestro heat-like repeat family member 1
Exons: 43
Coding region: 263-5206 (1647 amino acids)
Cellular component (GO): cytoplasm
Source: RefSeq, a predicted model, not a curated record
UCGUUAACUUGAUUAUAAGAACUUGACAUUGCUUGGAUUUCCAGCGCAUAUCUGGAAAAUAAACAAACAAAUUCAAUUACGAAAAUGUCGUUUUGCUGGUGAAGCCGCCAACCAGGAAAUAGAGCAGAAUUAAUGGCUGGGUGUUGUGCACACUUUGUGAGAUUGAUUAAAACUGGACCCCAGGAGGCUGUGCAAAGGAGAAUUGAAUAUCCCUUUGAGGUGUCUGAUGUUCUGAAUAUCUUCAAGCCUCUGUACAGCUAACAUGGAAGACUUGGAGGUUGAGAGAGUGUCCCUUGCUCUCAUGGAUGCAGCGAAUGACAAGGAUCCGCUGGUCCAGGAGCAAGUCAGGAAGUCCAUGCUUACCUUGGGGGAACACCAGCCUGACAAGAUCCUCAGCAUGUGCCAAGACUACCUGGUUAAGCACCCCAAGCUGGUUAUGAGGCACCGGGUUAUUAUACUGCAGACUAUUGAGAUGGUGGUAAAGAGCAAGAUUGAUGAUAUUAGCACUCCAAAAAUCAAAAGCACCAUUUCUUUGGCUUCGGGUGAGAUGACCAGAUCCAAGGAAGUAAUUCCUGAUUGGCAGCAAGCAGCCAGCAACAUUCUGGUUGCUGUGGGCAACAAGCACAUUAAUGACAUCAUGGAGGAGAUUCUGAGCAAAUUCCAGCCGGGAAUCUUGCCUCAUUUUUUUGUGGUCCAAACACUAGCCAAUCUUUCGGAUUCUAAUGUGUAUGGUAUGGUGCCCUUCCUGAAUGCUAUCCUGGGCACCAUGCUGCCCAUGCUGGGAAUGGCAAAGCAAGACAACAUGAAGUGGGUUUUCUCGUCUGCUCUGGCCCAUUUCAGUGAGAGCAUUCUGGAAUACCUGGCUAACCUUGACAAGGCUCCAGACCCCACUGUGAGGAAGGACACCUUCUCCAGCGAAAUCUACGCUGCUUACGACAUUCUCUUCAGCAACUGGCUGCAGAGCAGGGAGACCAAGCUGAGACUGACUGUGGUUGAAGCUCUGGGCCCUAUGAGUCACCUGAUGGCCCAUGAUAAGCUGGAGGAGCAGCUGCCCAGACUGAUCCCAGCCAUCCUGUCUCUGUACAAGAAGAAUACAGAGCACUACAUCAUUAGCAAGAGCCUGUGUCAGGUUUUGGAUGCCUCUGUGAAUAUGGGCAGUCGCUUGCUGGAGACACAGCUUGAUAAUCUACUGGGUGCCAUGCACCAGCAGGUCUGUGCUCCUGUGGACUAUAACAAUCCACCAACUGUGAAAAACCAUAAUGAGAUCCUGCGCUGCUUCAGCAUCCUAGCGAAUACUUUUCCUGACCGCUUGACAGGCUUUGUGCUCCAAAGACUGGAUAAUAGCAACGAGCGCAAUCGAAUAGGGAGCCUGUCAGUGCUGCGGCACCUCAUCAAUUCAACCACUUCUAUAAUGGAGAUGAAGAAGCCCCUGGUCCUUGCCACUAUGAGGCAACCACUGCAGGACAACAGCAACAAGGUGAAGAAAGUGAUAGUUCAGGUUAUCAGCGCUAUGGCCCAUCAUGGAUACCUGGAGCUGGAGGGUGGAGAUGUGCUUGUGAAGUACAUCGUCCAACACUGCGCCCUCCCCGACAGUGUGAAUCGCAACCGUCUACCCUCGGACCCAGAGGAUGUUACUAACGAAUCUCUCCGGGGCAUGUGUGAGAACACCCUACACCUGUUUACUACCACCGUGGGAAGGAUGGCUGAUAUCCUAUGGCCAGGCUUGCUUGAGUAUAUGACACCAGUGCAGUACACCAAUGCUAUGACACCUCUGUGCAAGAGUCUCAUUUUGCUGGGUAACAAGAAGAAAUCAGCAAAGGACACCAGCUUCAUGAUUGAUUUCAAUGGGCAAGUUAGUCUUCCUACACCGUAUGUACUGAUGACAAGGCUGCUGGUCAAUGCCUCUUUCCCAUUCCGAGGCCGAGGUCGCGGUGCCCCAUCUCUUAACCUGCUCGGAGUCUUGGGCCCCAACAUCCAUUCAAACACAGAGAGGCUAUGGGGAGAAGAGAUCCCUGCGUUAGGGCAGUACCUUGAAGAAUCAACUGUCGAAUCAAUAGAUAUGAAGAAGUGGGAGGAAAGCCUGCUUGAGUUCUUGUCCAAAACUGUGGUGGCCAUUUCCGAUGACAGAUGGACCUGUGGGCUGGUAAUGGAGAUGACCAAAUACCUCCCCAGCUACAACCUCUUCUUGGAAGAGAAGAGUUUCCUCUACAAGUGUAUUGGAGUGACUCUCCGGCAGUCCUUCAACAAAGAUGUGGUUCGGACACAGCUGCAUGAGAUACUGGUGAUCGCACGCCAUAGUGACCUCAUCGAGAGAGAGGGAAUCGCAGUCGGUAUUGGACUGUGUGCCAGUAGCCACCUUGAUGAAACUUUGGAAAAACUUGCUGAUUUUGGGAAGUCUGACAUCUUCAGGAAAGCUUCAGGAAUAUUUGGCCUUCUUAAGGACAAGAAUGACAUGGACAUCGAGAAGCUGAAGAGCACGCUCAUUUUGUGCUAUGGAUAUGUUGCGCUACACGGCCCUGAGGACCAAAUACUUGGCAGGAUUGAGCCCGACAUUCUGCACAGCAUCAGCAAACACUUCAACACCAAGGUUCUGGGGAUAAAAGUAGAGACCAAGGACUUGACAAUGAAGCUGAGCCUGAUAAAGAGCAUCGGUCUGAUCGCUCAGGCUGGGAACGUCUGCGCCCGGAGACAGGAAUACAUUUUCCCUCGAAAGCAGGAAUUGCUGGGUGUCAUGCUGGAUUUCAUUAAAUCUGAACCACUAGAUGUAUUGAAGACUCCACUUCGCCAGCAGGCUAUGAUCACAUGCGCCAAUUUAGUUAAGCUGGACCCUGUGCUGAGUGAGAAUGAGAACUUUGACAUGAUCCGGACCUGUCUGAACACUGUGUUUGGCCUCCCCCCUGUGGAAAUUGACAAGGGAAAGGAUGACGAAGUCUUGGACUUGCAGCAAAGAGAGGUACUAUACGGAGAGACCUUCAGGGCUCUGCAGAGUUUGCUGAAGAAUGUUUUGUAUCGUGACCUGAGCCCGGAUGGGCUCCAAAGUAUAUUCAAGCACAUUGAGGUGUGGCUGAGCUCCCCUCGAGACUUAGAACGGGAGAGGGCAGUAAAGGCCACCUCUGAACUGCUGGAGUUUUACCUGGAGAAUCUGAACGUCAAGAAUAUGAUAUCAUUCCAUAACCUGGGUGCACUGCUUGGUCGCUUAGCUCCGAGAGGCUCAGACCCACAGUCCAGUGUGCGCAAGGAGGCCAUGGACUGCAUAUACACACUGUUGUACAUCCAGCUGCGCUAUGAAGGGUAUGCACUUGACUAUCAAGAUGAAUCGGUAGAAAGCCUGAUAAUGCUUAGGGACAAGCUGGACAAUCCAGACCACGCCGUCCUGUACCGGACCUGCUCUGAGCUCACCAAGAUCAUCAGCAAGCGCCUGCCUCAGCAGCAGUUGAACACCCUCAUCUUCAUGCUGUUUGAGGGGCUUGUGGAUUCACAGCCCAACUGCGCCCGCGCUUCCAGUGUCGUCUUAAACACCAUCCUGAAAACACGGGGGGCUGGUCUGCAAGACCUGGUUCCUGAAAUCCUGGAGGUUCUGCACAUUCGCCUCCAGGUGAUUGCAGAGGAGCAGGUGAAGGUGGCUGUAGGGCAGUCCAUUCUUAUUCUGGCCACGCAACACCUCAACACAGUCGUCAAUACCCUGAUCUCCUACCCACUGCCCUUCGACAACUGGUCUUGUGAGAUGUGGCUGGCUCUUGGUGCCGAUAGCACUCUAGCUUCUCAGAUCAUGGAAUUAAUGAUUGAGAAGCUGAAUGUCAUGGUCCCGUAUGUGGAGAAGAAGGAGUCAAUGCUGAGAUCCAGCAUGGCAAGAGUGGCAACUAGCCAACCCCUAGCUAUGACUUGCGCACUGCGUGAAAUUAUGCUGAACGGCAAGACUUUGGCGGCUGUUUCAGGCAUGUUUCCUCGCCUGUUCGGUGCCCUCCUGGUGCGUGUGGGCUCAAGCGUUGGGGUGCAGCUCCCCAAGGACAUCAACAGCAACAGCAUUGGCCUGGAGAGGAAACCCUCCAGCAAGACGGCUCUACACUUUGAUGUCUGUGGUGUUGCAGUGGAGGCACUGCGUAUACUACUGGCUCGAGCCCAGCUCGACGAUGUGGUUAAACCGUUGGAUCAGGAUGGAGUUUGGGAGCAGAUGAAGGACCCGCAGCAACAUGCCGCCGGGGUCACUCUCCUGGCCAGAGCCAUGGCUAAGCAUGCAGGCCCUCGACUUCCUGAAAUUGUGGAAAGCCUCUGUCCAAGCCUGAGCAAUAUCUAUGAAUGCCAGAGAAUUACAGUGACGGCAUUCUUCUCAGAGCUGCUGAACCACCACGUUGUGUCGGAGCUGAUGAUGAUGGAUGUGCUCAUGAACAGCAUGAUGGAGAGGAUAUCGGACCCCUCGAGCACCACACGCAUGCUGUCUGUCCGGGGUCUGGGCAACAUGGCUGUGGGCUCUCCAGAGAAGGUUAACAAGUACGCCAAAGAGCUGCUCGCUGCAAUGAGCUCAGGAAUGGAGGAGAGGGAUGAUCCCAGCAAGCAGAUUGCAUUAGAAGCCAUGUCUGGCCUCUCAAAGGUCCUUGUGUACCUGGACAAGAAGAACGUUCAGCUGCUUGUGGUCUACAUCUUCAUGAAGAUCAAGCCUUUCUUGGAGAGUGAGAAUGAUGAGAUCCGUUCUACGUCCAUCACCCUGUUAGGAAACCUCUCGAAGUUUGGAUCAGGAGAACCUGUCUUUAAGGACCAGAUCCACAAUGUCCUGGUCAGCCUCUUGCUGCACCUCAAUGACCCAAGCCCAGAGGUUGUUAAGGCAUGCAAGUUUGCUAUGCGGGAGUGUGCCCCAGUGGUUGGCUCCAGCCAGAUCACAACGAUGUUUCAGAACCACCUGCACGAGGACAGAGGACUUCACUACGGGGAAUUUAUCAAUGACCUGACCAAGUACAUUAUUCAGGACUUCCCAAGCAUGCUGAACUUUUACCAUAUCACCGUCAUUCAGUUCUUCAAGAGUAACUGGGCUGAGGUCAGAGCUAGUGCUGCAAUGUUUAUAGGGUUUCUGCUUGGAAACCUUCCAGAAGAUUAUUUCUCGCACAUGAACAUGGGAAACGUCACCAAGGGUCUUGUACUUCUGCUCCAAGAUCCUGAGCCCUUGGUCAGGGCGAAGGCUGCAGAAGCCAUGGGCCGAUUCCAUCAGUUUUAAACCAGCAGUUUUCAAACCAUCGAAUUGCAUAUCUGUUACAGCAUCCGCCAAAAACAGACCCUGACUAGAUAUUCAGAAAAGCACAUGCUCUUCCCCAUCUCAACCUCCAGAACUGUGGAAGAAAAGAACUGGGUCUGGGAAGGAGGAUAAAUACAUGGUAUAAAGAUGGCAAUAAGAGUGGUUGACUAUUCAUUCAUUUUACGGUGGCUCUUUUCUUUUUCUUCUCUUCCCUCACUGAUUCAUUCUGAAUGCUGUGAGCUUCCCAGCGAUGUCAAGUGCCAGAUCUGUUUGCUACAGACUUAAUUUUUGUUACUAUCCCAACAGUUCCUGUGUUAUGGUAACGAGGGAACCUGCAUUGGAAGUGGGGUCAGUAGCAGUAACCUAUAUGUAAAAGAUGUCUUUGUAUCAAGAUAAGUGGAGUUUAACCUUCAUCCCCCCCCCCCCCCCCCCCUUCCCAACCACUGUGAUAAGUGUUCCCACAUUGAGAAUGUUUGCACUGCUGUGACUGCAUCAGGUGUUGCGUAUGUAUGCUUUGCCUGUCAAGGGUCAUUGCUUAUGUCCUGUUCAGUUCUGUCUUGCAUGUGUAUAUAACCAAACCAUAUACAGCGCUUAUGAUGCAAGACUGUAUAUCGAGAGUGCUUGGGUGUCAAGCAAGAUGAUCUGAAGUGAAGUCAGUAUGGAAUGGGGUUUUACUCCCAUGGAAUUGAAACUGAGCAAGCUCAUCUGAUAAAGGGCUUUUAUCCCUGGUGAUUAAAUUGGAGGCUUGCUGUAUGUAGACGGCAAUACAUAGGAUGCAUAAUAUAAAUAACUAAGCAAAAAUUACAGGCAUUCCUUUGCACGAGUACCACAUGGUUUCAUAUGCUAGGUCAUCUUACGCUACUUUUUAAAGUGAACUGGCAUCUGGUUACAUCUUAGGUAGUUUUACUUGAUGCGGAUGUAGGUCAUUGGGACAUGUGCAUUCCAUGGCUCCAAUCAUGUGUUGUGUUUUUUAUGUCCUUGGCAGGCCGGAUGUGUGUUUUGCUUAUAUUCUGUGUUUGAUUUCAUCAUCGGUCAUGGUCAGAAAUGAGUUCUAGUCUGGCUUAAAAUCAUGUAGCUCCUUGUAGCGUGAAUAUGGGCACUGCCAGAAGAUAGAGGCACACAAAAACACAGCUGCUAGGCCCCUGUGCUAAGGAAUGGUGUGGUGUAUGUAAUUAAAAUAUUAUACGGGACAUAUACAGUAUUGUCAAUGUACAAUCACUAUACAUAUAACAAAAAAAGAACCUGCAGCUUUCUACAUUCAGCAUUAUUGAUUUAGUGGGUUUUUUUCAUACUCUAUGGUUUAGGGUUAUAUAUUUUUUGCUUGUACUUUAAGGGGUAAGGGUCUUGUCAGUGAUCUUUCAGUAAUGUGUUGGUUCCUUUAUAUAUUUCUGAGGCUCACUGCUACUUUUACUGUACUGUUUGUGCCUCAUGUUUACUGAUCAUUAAGAAAAGAGGUACAAACAGCACUGAGUGUACCAAUCUGAUUUCGUAGCACGAUAGCUGUCUCAAGUGUAAAAUAAAGGCGGUUGUAAAUUGA